Lachancea meyersii CBS 8951 is the source of this 825-nucleotide messenger RNA. Lineage: Eukaryota; Fungi; Ascomycota; Saccharomycetes; Saccharomycetales; Saccharomycetaceae. The record is from the annotation of a GenBank genome assembly.
AUGUCAUUUCUACAGAACUUCCAUUUAAGUCCUGGUCAGACAAUCAGAUCCACGAGAGGAUUCAAAUGGAACACUGCAAAAACUCCAAAUAACGGCCAGGACCAAUAUAGUCCCAGUCUUGGUGAACAGGGAAGUCCCCUUUUCUCUACGCCUCAAAAAACCCAAAGCGCCACUAUAACAGAUUUCAAUUACACACCUUCGCACCAGAAGCCAUAUCUUGAUGCAACGCAGGGCACGACCGUGUCCUCGCACAAGGACUUGAAGGAAAUAGUGGAAACGACAUUGGGAUCGCAUGGCGUUCUAAACCAGGCCGUGAAGCUUCCCAAGGGCGAAAACGUCAGCGAAUGGAUCGCCGUACACUGCGUGGAUUUCUACAAUCAGAUAAACAUGCUGUACGGCGCGAUCACCGAGUUCUGUUCGCCUGAAUCGUGUCCUCGCAUGAUAGCCACAAGUGAAUACGAGUACUUGUGGUACGUGAAACCCGGUUCGCCGCCACUUUCUGUAUCUGCGCCCAAAUACGUCGAAUACCUAAUGAAGUGGUGUCAGGAACAAUUCGACGACGAAGCGGUCUUUCCUUCAAAGCCUAACGUGCCAUUCGCCGCUUCUUUCGCCGACAGUAAUGCUAGACCCAUACUAAAAAGGCUUUUCCGCAUUUACGCUCACAUUUACUGUCACCAUUUUAACGAGAUGCUCGAAUUAAACCUGCAAACAGUUUUGAACACAAGUUUCAGGCACUUUUGUCUCUUCACUCAGGAAUUUCAGCUGCUGAAAAAGCAGGACUAUGGACCGCUUAUUGAAUUGGUUCAAGAACUCAAAGAUAGAUAG